Messenger RNA from Saccharomycodes ludwigii, 1410 nucleotides. RefSeq lists its product as uncharacterized. The transcript has a single exon. Bases 1 to 1410 code for a protein of 469 amino acids. Lineage: Eukaryota; Fungi; Ascomycota; Saccharomycetes; Saccharomycodales; Saccharomycodaceae. The record is from RefSeq and is a predicted model, not a curated record.
AUGAAAAAUUAUAACAAAAUAGAACGAAUAUGCUCCUGGCAUCAAAAUCAAAUAUAUUCUGAGACUACUUUCAAAGAUUCGUCUCAAAAUAGUGGGAUUAGUUGCGUAGAAAAAGAAAAGAACCAUGUCAAACCUUCUCACUACAAAACUUUUAAAAAAGCUUUAACGAGUAGAAGAAGACAAUACAAAAGAGAUGAGCAUACUACUUAUUAUUGUUUGAAGAGCAAAAAACUUACCAACAAGAACAACAACGACAACAACAACAACAACAACAAUACUUCCGACAUAUUGCUGGACGUAAAAUUAAUAGCAGGGAAUGAAAAUACUAGUUUUAAAGAGAGUUUAAAGAUAUUAUCCGCAAAUAAGUUAUUCACUAAAUUUUUUUCAAAUAGAAACCAUAUUACAAAGGCGAAUGAUGAUAAUAUCAAUAGUAACGACAACAAUGAAGAUAGAAAUGAAGAAGCUUCAGAUUAUAAUAAUUAUGAUAAUGAUAAUUUUUCAAUCUGCCCCAGUAUAUAUGAAUAUAGAACCAACAAUAGUCUUAUUAAAACCUCCAAUAGUAAUAAAAACGAUAAAAAUAGUGCCAAUGAUAGCGGUAAUUUGACAUUAACACAACUCUACAUGGGAAACUCUGCUAAUGUGAAUAGAUGUUUAAAAGAUAUGGAUUCUAAUAGAUAUUCACAAAGAGUACUAAGCAUUGAAAAGAAAAGACAAGAACAAGAACAAGAACAAUAUACAGGUAUAGAUAAUCUAAAUAAAAAUAAGUUAUCAUUAAGAAAAAUUUUUACCACAUUAUCUACUAGACGCCAUAAUUUUACAGGCACUAGUAAUAGAUAUAAAAAUGGUAGCGAUCUAGAAAAUAAUGGUGCAAACUUUUUGUCAGAUUAUGCUAAAGAACAAAAUGAAAAUUUAGUAAGGUUUUUAUAUGGACAACGAGAAAGUUAUAAUAAUGACAAUGGAAACAAUAGUAAUUUAUUAGUAGAUGAGUGGUUUUUAGGUAGGAUGGAUUUAGGACCUAACUACAAUAUUGCAAAUUCUUAUGCGGGAACCCAACAAGCUAAUACUAGAAUUGAUACUAAUAAAGGGAUUGUUAUUACUGACACAACUCUGUAUUUGCAAGAAACCGAUUAUUAUGCGGAUGAUGAAAGAGAGGAAUUGGAAGAGGAAGAAAAGAGAGACGCAAUGUCGACAAAUGAGUUUGUUGUGUGUGAUAUUUCACUUACUAAAAGUGAUGACUCAGGUAUGAAUACGGAUAUAUCUAUUAAAUUACAGGAGUGUGGUUUACUAAGUAAUUUGGAAACAACCACUAAAAUUGAAGAAUGUAUUGACUUGGAAAAUAUUAGUAAGUGUAAUGCGGACAGUAAUUCUAAAUCAUUUUUAGAAUCAAAAGGAGCAAAACGAGUUACUUGA